GUAGUGUCGGAAUAUCCGGUGACGUCAUUGCGUCUCAAUAUCCAUAAUGAAUCUGCAGCUGACUGGAGAGCAACAAUAACAAGAGAAGCUCCGCGAUAAAAACGAGUUAUUGUCUCGUCUCUAACACCUUUGCCAGCAUUCUGUCACCAACGCCCUUGGCGAAUUAACUCUGGCCUCCGCUUCCUCCGACUCGGAAACCGGCGGAGUGUCGCCGCCACCGCGGAAGAAAUACCGAGCUUCGGUGGUGGAGGGAGCAGGGGAGCUUGGGGCUGCAAUUGGGUCAGCGGCCCUGUCUACAGUUGUGGGGAUUUUAACUUUUCCCAAUUCACCCGUUGCUCCUGUCAUUCGAUUAAAUCCACACAGUGUAGCCCACAUCUACAUUAAUAACAUGCAGGCCAACGGGGCAGGACAGGGUCAAGAUUCGGAGCUGUCCUGCCUAAACAACAGUGCGCAAAACGGAGAGCCGUCCUCCGCCGGGGGAGCUCACACUAACGUUAAUGGACUAUCCACAACAAACAAUGGGAACUCUGUCAGUAACAACGUCGGUAUCCCAGCCCCAGCAGCAUCCAACAACGCCGUGUCUUCGGAAGCAAACUACGUGAAAAAGAAGAAGCGUCUCUCUCAGUCAGAGGAAGAUGUCAUUAGACUUAUAGGGCAACAUUUACACGAUUUAGGACUUAAUCAGACAGUGGACCUGUUGAUGCAGGAGUCUGGCUGCAGACUGGAGCAUUCCUCUGCCACGAAGUUCUGCAACCAUGUGGUGGAAGGAGAGUGGGACAAGGCUGAAAGUGACCUGAGUGAGCUGAAAGCAUUGAUGCAUUCUCCAAGUGCUAUUGUGCGGAUGAAGUUCCUGCUCCUGCAGCAGAAGUAUCUGGAGUAUCUGGAGGAUGCCAAGGUCCUGGAGGCGCUGCAGGUCCUGAGAGCUGAGCUCACUCCCCUCAAGUACAACACAGAGCGUAUCCACAUCCUGAGCGGGUACCUGAUGUGCAGCCAUGCAGAGGACCUGAGAGCAAAGGCAGAGUGGGAGGGUAAAGGCACUGCCUCCCGCACUAAACUCCUGGACAAGUUACAGACGUACCUGCCUCCCUCUGUGAUGCUGCCUCCGCGCCGGCUGCAGACCCUGCUGAGGCAGGCUGUGGAGCUGCAGAGAGAGCGCUGCCUCUACCACAACACCAAGCUGGACAGUGGCCUGGACUCUGUGUCCCUCCUCCUGGACCACGCCUGCAGCCGGAAACAGUUCCCUUGUUACACCCAGCAGAUCCUCACCGAACACUGCAAUGAAGUGUGGUUCUGCAAGUUCUCCAAUGACGGCACCAAACUCGCCACGGGAUCCAAAGACACCACAGUCAUCGUGUGGCAUGUCAACACAGAGAGUCACCAGUUGAAACUGAUGAAGACUCUUGAGGGCCACGCCUACGGUGUCUCAUACCUGGCCUGGAGCCCUGAUGACACUUACUUGAUUGCCUGUGGCCCCGAUGACUGCUCAGAGCUGUGGCUGUGGAAUGUACAGACGGGUGAGUUGCGGACAAAGAUGAGCCAAUCACACGAGGACAGUCUGACCAGUGUGGCCUGGAAUCCAGACGGCAAGCGCUUCGUCACCGGAGGCCAGAGGGGCCAGUUCUACCAGUGUGAUCUGGAUGGUAACCUGCUGGACUCGUGGGAAGGAGUAAGGGUUCAAUGCCUGUGGUGCCUGGGUGACGCUCGGACCGUCCUGGCAUCAGACACACACCAGCGUAUCCGUGGUUACAACUUUGAGGACCUUACGGACAGAAACAUAGUCCAGGAGGACCAUCCAAUCAUGUCUUUCACAGUUUCAAAGAACGGGAGGUUAGCUCUGCUGAAUGUGGCUACUCAGGGUGUGCACCUGUGGGACCUACAUGACCGGGUGCUGGUGAGGAAGUAUCAGGGCGUGACACAGGGCUUCUACACCAUCCACUCCUGCUUUGGAGGACACAACGAAGACUUCAUCGCCAGUGGGAGUGAGGAUCACAAAGUGUACAUCUGGCACAGGCGCAGUGAGCUGCCCAUCGCAGAGUUGACAGGUCAUACACGUACAGUGAACUGUGUGAGCUGGAAUCCUGUAGUGCCCGGUCUCCUGGCCAGCGCCUCAGACGACGGCACCGUUCGAAUCUGGGGGCCCGCCCCUUUCCUUGAUGUCCAGGACGCUGAGGGGCUAAACGAAUGUUGUAGCAUGGACAGCUGAUGGUGACCUUGGAGCAGAAGUCACUACUUCUCGAAUCCAGGAGAACAACACUAGACUCUAACAAAUGAAGCAGAGAAACUAUUGCAUUUUGACAGCUGCUUUCUGGAGGUUUGGCCCUGGGGCUGUGCUCCGGCUGCAGGUGAUAAUGUCACACACACACGGAGCUGUCAGACAAAUCACAGAAGUUAGCUGAUUACCAAGCAGCCACCUUGACUGUGACAUCCCACCUCCUCUUACCUGUCUCCCACCUCUUACCUGUGUGGCUCACAGUGUCUGAUGUCUGCACCUCCUGUGUUCAGCCAGGCCCCAUCCUCUUUUGUCUCGGAGCUAACCCCAGGACUGCCACCUUUCACCUGCCUCGUUGAGAGUUUAUUAUUUAUUAUUGAUAAUAUUAUUUAUUGUCAUGAUUAGUACGCUGAUAUAUAUAGAGAGGGCUGUAGUGGUGGAGAGUGAUAAGGGUAUAUAUAGUGCUGUGAAACUAUUUGCUCCCUUUCUAAUAGUCUCCUUUUGCUUAUUUUUUUAUACUGAAUGCUAUCAGAUCUUCAACCAAAACUGAAUAUUAGAUCAAGGGAACCUGAGUGAAUAAAUAACACAACCGUUACAUACUUAUUUUCAUAAACAAACUUGUGCAACACCCCUGUUUGAAAAAGUAAUUGCCCACUUACACUCAGUAGCUGGUUGUGCCACCUUGACCUAGAAUGACUCGAACCAAACGUUUCCUGUCGUUGUUAAUUAGUCUCUCAUGUCGCUGUGGAGGAAUUUUGGCCCACUCUUCCAUGUAGAACUCCUUUAACUCAGUGCCAUUUGUGGGUUUUCAAGCAUGAAAUGCUAGUUUCAAAUCCUGCCACAUCUCAAUUGGGAUUAGGUCUGGACUUUGACUAGGCCAUUCCAAAACUUCAAAUGUGUUGCUUUUUAGCCAUUUUCAUGUAGGCUUGAUUGUGUGUUUUGGAUCAUGUCUUGCUGUGUGGCCCAGCUGGGUUUCCGCUUCAGCUCACGGAGGGAUAGCCUGACAAUCUCCUGUAGAAUUCUGAUACAGAGUGGAAUUCAUGGUUUGUUCUAUUAAGGCAAGUCACCCAGGUCCUGAGGCAGCAAAGCAUCCCCAAACCAUCACACUACCACCAUCAUGCUUAAGGUUUUUAUUGUGGAAUGCAGUGUUUGGUUUUCGUCAGGUGUUAUUGGACCCAUGUCUUCAUAAAAUGUAUACUUUUGAAAAGUCUGUCCAUAGAACAUUCUUCCUAGAGUCUUGAGGAUAAUCCAGGUACUUUGUUGGCAAACUUGAGUAAACUUUUUGGAUGAGAAGGGUCCCAUUAUGUCCUGCGAAUCCAAACACUGCAUUCCACAGUAAGAAACUCAUACCAACGGUCAAGCAUGGUGGUGGUAGUGUGAUGGGUUGGGGAUGCUUUGCUGCCUCAGGAUCUAGAUGACUUCCCUUAAUAGAAGGAACCAUGAAUUCUGCUCUGUAUCAGAUAAUUCUACAGGAGAAUAUCAGCCAUUGGUCUGUGAGCUGAAGCUGAAGAGCAGCUGGGUCAUGCAGCAAGGCAAUGAUCCGAAACAUACAAUCAAGUCUACAUGAAAAUGGUUAAAAAGUAACAAAUUUGAGUAUUUGGAAUUUCAAGCAGUUCAUGCUUGAAACCCCCCAAAAUGUUCUGCGUACAAGAGUGGGUGAAAAUUCCUCCACAGCAAUGUGAGACUGAUCAACAACUACAGGAAGCAUUUGGGUGCAGUCAUUGCAGCUAAAGGUGGCACAACCAGUUAUGGAGUGUAAGGGGGCAAUUGCUUUUUAACACAGGGGAAUACUUUGUUAAUAGAGUUUUCUUGUAAACUCGAGUUCCCUUCAUCUAAUAUUAGGUUUUGGUUGAACAUUCACUAUCAAAAAUAUGCAAAAAUAGAGAAAAUCAAAAAGGGGGCAAAUACUUUUCACAGCAUUGUAUAUCUAUGUUGUUCUUCCAACAGGAAAGUCAUUUUUUUAUUGGUUUAUUCAUUGCUGCCUCUAAUAAACGUCUCAACGUAUAUGAGAUUGUGGUUUUCACACCCUGGACAUAAUUUACUUUUCUUUUUUUACCUCAAACUUUUAGCAAUUUUUAAACUUACAGGCAUUUUAACUGAAUCGGAUGGAUAUAAAAUCCACAAAUCUAAGUGAAUCUUGGAGGUGCUUGUAUGGUUAUGAUGAUUACGUUUGUUUAGUGUUUUUUUUAACACGGUAAAAUAUCAUUUUAAAUUGAUGUAGCUUUGUUUCCCCGAAUUGGUGGGAUGGUGAGAUUUAUGUGCAUGUUGCUUAGGCCUCACUGCUGCCAGAAGAAACCAUUUUGACCACCUGUGGUUCACAGUUCAUAGCAUUUGAUUAUAUGGUGGCUAUGCUCUUACUCUUCAGUCUCCUUGCUAGACCUAGUGAAGCACGUGCUGAGGCUAACUUUCUAAUGGGAACGUUUAGGAGGUUAUAGUUGUGGAGAGGUUAGGUAGUGGGGGAAGGACUUGCUUAAACUUGCUGUUUGAACUGGGUUGUAUCAGCAAUGGGGUUGACUGGGUUUUCCUUGACUUUGAUCUCAUUUAUGUGUCCACCAUUGUGCUGUUUUAAUUUUUACCUCCAUUUCCCUCUUCUCUCCAUGCCUCUCACUUGUUCCCUUCUCUCCUAUCCCUCGUCUUUGGCGCUUACGUUUUUGGUGUAUCCACUUUUUUCUCUAGCUGUGGUGAAAUUAGCAUUUAUUUGCUGCUUUGUUUGUUUGUUUUUCAUUGUCCUGAUUUGUUAUGUGUUCAUUACAGGCUGACAUUCGUUUUUUUUUAUGGCUUUUGUGAAUUUUGUUACUAUCGUUUUCUGUUUCAUGUAUCACUUCAUCUCAUAUUCCUUGUACUAUCAUUAGCCUCUUCAACCAUUUCAUUUUCUAUAAGUUAAUUUAUUUGACCACAAUUAAUCAUGUAUGUGUAAUGCAUUUGUACACAAGUGUGUCAGAUAAUGUACAAAUUGUUCCUUUUGGACAGUCAAGCAAAAUGAACUUUUCUGAUAUAGUAUGCGCUUUAUAUCUGUAUAUGUUAUGGCGUGUAUAAUGAGUGUAAGAACAGCAUAUAGGCUAAGCAUUUUUCCGCGACACAGAUCUCCCCUGCCCACAGGUCAUUACAGCCACCACCAGCUUGUUCGGUUACAGAAGACACACCUCAGAACAGAUCAAACAGUAAAACAAUCACAGAUGUGGUGUUCUAGGUUCAGCUUAUGCAAGUUUUUGUUCUUUUGAGACUUACCUUAUUUUGGGGCUUAUUUCCCACUCCUUUGCUGUUAACGCUUGGCGAGGUGAGAAGCCAUCGUUAGGUUUGUUUGUUAGCGGCCAGGUUCGGAAGAAUCAAUUUUGCAUUUAAAUGUGUUAUUACAAAAAGUGAUUGUACUGUUAUGUAAUGUCGUGUAGAAGAUGUAUGUAUAUUUUCAAUAAAGCAUUCAGGGUUUUAAGA
Oncorhynchus keta (chum salmon) is the source of this 5641-nucleotide messenger RNA. RefSeq names its product WD repeat-containing protein 26-like. Lineage: Eukaryota; Metazoa; Chordata; Actinopteri; Salmoniformes; Salmonidae. The coding region runs from base 389 to 2203 and encodes 604 amino acids. Gene Ontology annotation, biological process: proteasome-mediated ubiquitin-dependent protein catabolic process. The record is from RefSeq and is a predicted model, not a curated record. Gene Ontology annotation, molecular function: protein binding. The transcript is spliced from 14 exons. Gene Ontology annotation, cellular component: GID complex.